UCCUUCGCGGAAUCCCACCGCUCUCCCUGUGUUCUCUGACCUCAUCUUUUCAUCUCCACUUUCUCUUCGGCGACUGAAGAGACUAAUUCGGCCAGCUAGAUUCCGGAAAGAUAACAGGACACCUAAAUACCUUGGACCGGCGCGGAAAGAGGAGGCCUGACCUUGGAAGCGGAACGGGGGUCCUACGGCGGGUCCUUCCGGAGGGUGACAUUCAGCGGCCGUCGGGGGCGACGGAUCUUCCAGCUUGGAACCAUGGCCCAGUUUGUCCGUAACCUCGCGGAAAAGGCCCCGGCGCUGGUGAACGCUGCUGUGACUUACUCGAAGCCUCGAUUGGCCACAUUUUGGCACUAUGCCAAGGUUGAGCUGGUUCCUCCAACCCCUGCUGAGAUCCCUACAGCUAUUCAGAGCUUGAAAAAAAUAGUCAAGAGUGCUCAAACUGGUAGCUUCAAACAGCUCACAGUUAAGGAAGCUCUGCUGAAUGGUUUGGUGGCCACCGAGGUGUGGAUGUGGUUUUAUGUCGGCGAGAUCAUAGGCAAGCGUGGCCUCAUUGGCUAUAAUGUUUGAAGACCAAUCUUUAACAUCUGUUUAUAUGUGGCUUAUUAUUUGAGUGUUCUUGGACCAUGUGUGAUCAGACUGGUAUUUGAAUAAAAGAAGCUUAUGUAUCAAAA
This is a messenger RNA of Ailuropoda melanoleuca (giant panda), 668 nucleotides long. It is a transcript of the gene ATP5MG, whose product is annotated as ATP synthase membrane subunit g. The record is from RefSeq and is a predicted model, not a curated record. NCBI's taxonomy places the organism in Eukaryota, Metazoa, Chordata, Mammalia, Carnivora, Ursidae. Gene Ontology annotation, molecular function: proton transmembrane transporter activity. Bases 253 to 564 code for a protein of 103 amino acids. The transcript is spliced from 3 exons. Gene Ontology annotation, biological process: proton motive force-driven ATP synthesis.